AUGGAUAUGGAAAUCGAAGAUUCAAGCCCCAUAGAUGACCUGAAGUUACAAAAACUGGAUACCAAUGUUUAUUUUGGACCCUGUGAGAUAUUGACACAACCUAUUCUUUUGCAAUAUGAAAAUAUUAAGUUCAUCAUUGGUGUCAAUCUAAGUACUGAAAAGAUAGCGUCGUUUUAUACCCAGUAUUUCAGGAACUCUAAUUCGGUAGUCGUGAAUCUUUGCUCACCAACUACAGCAGCAGUAGCAACAAAGAAGGCCGCAAUUGAUUUGUAUAUACGAAACAAUACAAUACUACUACAGAAAUUCGUUGGACAGUACUUGCAGAUGGGCAAAAAGAUAAAAACAUCUUUAACACAGGCACAAACCGAUACAAUCCAAUCACUGCCCCAGUUUUGUAAUUCGAAUGUCCUCAGUGGUGAGCCCUUGGUACAGUACCAGGCAUUCAACGAUCUGUUGGCACUCUUUAAGUCAUUUAGUCAUUUUGGAAAUAUCUUGGUUAUAUCAUCACAUUCCUAUGAUUGCGCACUUCUCAAAUUUCUUAUUUCCAGGGUGAUGACCUACUAUCCACUAGUGACCAUCCAGGAUUCUUUGCAAUAUAUGAAAGCAACCCUGAACAUAUCCAUCAGUACAUCCGAUGAGUUCGAUAUUCUGAAUGAUAAAGAACUGUGGGAGUUUGGCCAAACCCAGGAAAUUCUAAAACGUAGGCAGACGAGCUCAGUCAAGAGGAGAUGUGUCAAUUUACCAGAAAACUCUACGAUCGAUAACAGAAUGCUUAUGGGUACCACAAAGCGAGGUCGCUUUUGA
Molecule: messenger RNA, 804 nt
Organism: Saccharomyces cerevisiae S288C
Lineage: Eukaryota; Fungi; Ascomycota; Saccharomycetes; Saccharomycetales; Saccharomycetaceae
Gene: YAL037W
Exons: 1
Coding region: 1-804 (267 amino acids)
Source: RefSeq, marked reviewed